GAGGAGGAGGGGACAGCGAGUCCCUGGGCAACUUCGAGCCGGCCUAGCGGGCCUCGAGGGGCGGACGUGGGGAGAUGCGGAGAGGAGGAGGCAGGAGGAAGACCACGCAGGCCGCCUGGACCAGCGCGGGAGAGGCGGGAGGCGGGAGAGGGCAGCUGGAGGCUCCGCUGCCAAGCCACGCCGCGCCGCCCGGGGGUCUGCGAGGCCGAAGCGGAGCCGCUUGUCGACUGAGGGGGCCCCGAGACGCCGCCAUCGCCGCCGCUUCAGAGGUCCGCGAAAGAAGCGCGAGGCCGCCGCUGCCUCCUCUCUGCACCCGGAGCGAGGCGGGACCGAGAGCCGGCGCCUCCCCGGCCCGGCCAGCGGCGGCCAUGACCCGCGGCGGCGAAGACGAGGGCCGCCCGCCCGAACAGGUCGCCUCGCCUCCGGAGGCCUCCCCGGGCGGCGGUUCUGGGCGCCCGCCGCCGCCACCGCCGCCUCCUUCUGCUCGGGUGUCGCGGCUGGGCCUGGUCCUGGCCUUCCUGGCGGCGCUGCUGGCGGCCAAAUACUAUCGGGACGCGGAGGCCGCCCGGCGGCAGGAAACAGCCCUGAAAUCUCUGGGAAAUGAGGGUCUUUUUCUCUUCUCUUCCCUGGAUACUAACAAUGAUUUAUACAUCAGUCCUGAGGAAUUCAAACCCAUUGCAGAGAAACUGACUGGGAUGGUUCCUGUGUCUGGAACUGAGGAGGAGGAAGUGAUGGAUCCCAGUGGAGAGACUCUCUCUAUCCUUGCAAAAUUCCAGCCUCUGUUGAUGGAAACCAUGACAAAGAGCAAAGAUGGCUUCCUUGGAAUUUCCCAUGUGGCCUUUACUGGGCUCCGCAACUGGACAGCUCCUGCUUCACCCCUCAGUGUGAUGUUUGCUCGACAAUUCAAGGCCUUUCUUCCCCCAAAGAAUAAGUUGGAACCUGGUGACCCGUGGUGGAUCAUUCCCAGCGAACUAAACAUCUUUACCGGAUAUCUUCCCAAUAACCGUUUCUACCCUCCGGCUCCCAAGGGCAAGGAGGUCCUGAUUCACAAGCUCUUGAGUAUGUUCCACCCGCGGCCAUUUGUGAAAACCCGUUUUGCUCCUCAGGGAGCAGUGGCCUGCAUUCAAGCUGUAGCAGAGUUCUACUACAGAAUAGCCUUCAGAAUCCAUGCAGAGUUCCAACUGAAUGAGCCUCCAGAUUUCCCAUUCUGGUUUUCUCCUGCCCAAUUCACAGGCUACAUUGUCCUCUCAAAGGAUUCUUCCCAUGUUCGAGAGUUCAAACUGUUUGUCCCUAAUAACAGGUCUCUUAAUGUAGAUAUGGAAUGGUUAUACGGUGUCUUGGAGAGCAGCAACAUGGAGGUGGAUAUAGGAUACUUACCUCAGAUGGAGCUGGAGUCUCUGGGACCAUCUACCCCUUCAAUGAUUCAUGAUGAAAAUGGGAAUGUGAUUGACAGCAGAGAAGGAGAACCAAUUCAGUUUAUUUUUGAGGAGAUUUCGUGGCAGAGAGAAAUAAGCUGGGAAGAAGCAUCUGGGAAACUGGAAGUGGUCAUGUAUCCAUUUAAGAAAGUUUCCUACUUUCCCUUUACCCAGGCUUUUGAGAAAGCCAAGUCUGAGGGUAAACUUGUUCAUUCCAUACUCUUGUGGGGAGCCUUAGAUGAUCAGUCAUGCUGAGGUUCAGGGCGAACUCUCCGGGAAACAGUCCUGGAAAGUUCGCCCAUCCUUGCAUUCCUGAAUGAGAGUUUCAUCAGUACCUGGUCAUUGGUGAAGGAACUGGAAGAUUUACAGGGUAAACGGGAUGAGAUCACCAGCAAACUUGCAGACCUACAUCUUGAAAAGUAUAACUUCCCUGUGGAGAUUAUGAUCUGCCUGCCCAAUGGCACUGUGGUUCAUCACAUCAAUGCCAACUAUUUCCUGGAUAUUACUUCUAUGAAGCCUGAAGAAGUUGAGAGCAGCAUCUUUGGCUUCUCCUCCAGUUUUGAAGACCCUUCAACAGCAACUUACCUCCAGUUCUUGAAGGAAGGACUUCAGAAAGCCAAACCACACCUGUAGCCCCGAGACCAAGAAGGAAACAAGGGCCCUCCUCUUGAGCAAACGUUAACAGUGAACGUUCCUGCUUCUUGUGUCUUUGGAGCUUAGGCCUAACACAGUAUUGAAAAACAAAUGUUGUAUGUAAAUGAAAAUUCCCCUUAAGCAGUUAAGUGUUCCUUGGAAACACGAAGGUCUGAUAUCUGAAAUUACCUGCAUAAUGUGAAGGAAGCUGCCCAGGUAUCUUUCUUGGUGAUAAAUUGUGGGAUUAUUCUAAAACUAAUCAGGCUACAGGAAGUGGUACUUAGGAGACAGUGCAGUGCAAAGCAUGGAGAUUGAGUAUGAGGCUGCAGUGAAAUGCCAGCCGCUUGGAUUUCUGACUCCUUUGGUGCAGUUCUCAGCCAAAACCUGGUGAGUUGAUUCCUUAGUGAGAUACCAUCGUUUCUGCAUCAAACCAAUCCCCUUCAGGAUCCUGAAUUUAUAGUACUUAAACACGGUUUUACACGUUAGAACUCUUAAGUUGCAAAUGGUGUCAGAGGAUCUCAAGGAGUCAUACAUAUCUUGAAGUUGAGAAACACCAGGCAGGAUCUCUAUAUGUGUGUCUCUUGUUGAUGCUCGCAGGAUUCCUGUUUGAUGCCGUUAUGGAGAUCAUUCCCUUAAUCCAGAGUUUCCCAGUUCGUUACCCUCCAAGCUGCUGCAAAUAUAGUUCCUAGAACACCAAGACAAUAUCCUCUUGGCUGGGAAUUCUGUGAGUUGUAGUCUCAUCCACCAAAGCCUCCACUCCCUUUGACUAUUCCUCUAGAGCAGGGAUAGGCAACCUCGGCUCUUUUAUGACUCAUGGACUUCAACUCCCAGAAUUCCUGAGUCAGCUGUGCUGACUCAGGAAUUCUGGGAGUUGAAGUCCAUGAGUCAUAAAAGCCGAAGUUGCCUACCCCUGCUCUAGAGCCAGAUUUAGUCCCAAAUCUUCCAUUUAUUAAUCUGUUAACCUUUACCACCACCGAGAAUAUCUUACACUGCUCAAAGCACCCACGGUAUAUGAAGCGCAGUCCCAGGAAUUAUGCUGUCCUACAUCAAGCAUUUGGAAGUGCUUACUAAUGUUUUUGGUCACAAAGAGCGAGUCCCAGUCACAGGAAUUUAAUACUGCUACAAUUGUUGAUACCCUCUCAGUUGUGAGAUGGUCUUCAAAACGGGGUCUCAUAGCCUGUGGGUUUUUUUCCCCUCCUUUAUUUCAUGUUCUGCACAUUAAUUUCUCCUGUUUCUAAUUUCUUGACUGAAGGAAAAGACGUGUGAAUUCAGUUGAGAACAGGAGCAUUCAGAGAUAAGCAAUAUAUCUUGUAACCCCCCCAAAAUAUGUUCUUCCUCUCCUGAUCCCAUGAUGGAUGAUGAUGUUAUUUGUUCAUUGGUGUCCGACUCUUGAUUCUAUGGACCAGGUCUUUCCACAUCAUCAGAUCUUACACUUCUUGUUCUAUGUUCUGGCUGGUGUCAGCUUUGAUGGUGUCCAGCCACCAUAUUCUUUGGUGGCCUGGUUUCCUCUUAUAGCUAACUCUUUCAAGCACAAUUGCUUUCUUCAGCGAAUUCCCCUUUGCCUUGUUCAUAGAAUUUUAUACUAGACCCCAAACGGCGUCUCUUCUUUUGAUUUUUUUUUUACAUGUUUUUUUCUAGGAUUUAUUUGAGCGGUAGGUUGGGGGUUUUGUUACCAGAAAAAGAAAAUCUAUAGAAGACAGAUAGCUUGUAGAAAAUAUUUUGGGAAUGAAGUAAUAUUUGUAGCCUUAUUGGGUUUGUUUUUAAAUAAUGUAAAAGUGAGCCAGUAUUUUUUAUAAACAAAUGUGUUCUGACUUAGGCACUCUGGGUGGUCAAGCCACCAUCUGGAUUGAAAUCAGCACACUGUUAAAAGUCAGGCUUCUUUUUUCCCUUUGAUUCAAGUUACAAAAGGACCUACCAGUGUUAAGCCUACCACAUCACAUAUGCUCUGAAGUCACUUACAGAGUCUUUAAUAUAAAAGCAGCAUAUCAGCAAGAAGGUGGUGUCUAAGGAUAGCCUCAGUUUACAAACAACAGCAGCAGCAACCUUUGCAGGCUUUUAUUUUUGUUUUAGAAACCUACUCAAAUGAUUUAAAUGUUGCAUAAUCUAGGUCUCUGUAUUCAUGCGGCAGUCUGCUCUUGUUCAUCUCUUGAUCGUUCUUAAUCUACGCUCUCCUGAAUUUUUUAAUCCGCUUGGAACAUUUCCAUAUAUCCCUAAUUCCCUUCUUGGGACAUUCUGUGAUCAUCAUAAUUCUUUCUACCUAGUUCUGUGUUGCCAUCCUUUGUCUCUGGGUUCCUUAUGUCUCUUGGUGACAUUAGUAGAAAUGUGGUCUGUGUGGUCACGCUUAUCUGCAGUGGAAAGCUGUAAUGUUUGUCAAAACACUCUCUUGUGAGAUGGAAUCCAACAAGUGCAUGGUAACUUGGAUGGAACUAUCACAGGGGUGUCAAACUUGCAACGUCACGUGACGUGUCGUGACGUAUCACAACUUUUUCCCCAUUGCCGGCAAUGGGGUGGGCGUGGUUUCAGCGUGACACAUCCGGCUGGCAGUUUGACACCUCUGAACUAUCAUAAUGGUUGCAUUCCUGUGUCACCCCAAUUUGCUUCAUAAGCAAGCUCAACUGAUGGUUUGCAAACCAUGAUUUAUACAUGUAGCCUAUACUGGCUUGUUCAGCAAACCAUAGAACAGCAAUGUGUGAACUCAGCCUAUGUGGCCAAGCAUUUUUUGUGAACCCAUGUGUUAAAGUGGAGCUCACAUUUCUAAUAAUUGGCAUUUAAGCCACUGGUACUAACAGCUGUUACUAACAGUAACUAUUGUCGCUUUCAUGUGUUUAUUAAUCUUUUAGAAAUGUAUGCUAUUAUGUUCCGUGACAAAGAAAUCCCACAGGUGCAUCAGUAUUACUGUAUACUUAAUUUGUAUUAAUUUGCGUAUGUUAGUAUAAUGUGGAGCUUUAUUAAGCCAGUUUUUCUUUGCAAAGAUAACAGCAUUACUACUGCAAAUCAGAGGGAGCCUUAGUUUAGAACACAGGGCUACUGUCGUGUUUUAAUGUAAAAGAAACAGAAGGGAGCACAUCCACAUUAACUCUAAAU
This is a messenger RNA of Crotalus tigris (Tiger rattlesnake), 5132 nucleotides long. RefSeq names its product selenoprotein N (gene SELENON). The record is from RefSeq and is a predicted model, not a curated record. Gene Ontology annotation, molecular function: calcium ion binding. The transcript is spliced from 12 exons. NCBI's taxonomy places the organism in Eukaryota, Metazoa, Chordata, Lepidosauria, Squamata, Viperidae. Gene Ontology annotation, cellular component: endoplasmic reticulum membrane. Gene Ontology annotation, biological process: skeletal muscle fiber development; calcium ion homeostasis.